AUGGAUGAGCGAUCUGAGGUUGAGGGCGCAGAGCACUUGUCCGAAGGCUCGACGCAGGGGCUGGCUGACGCGGCUGGUGCGGGCCAGAGCUUGUCGGAAGCAAUCGAGGGUCGCAGUGAAGACCAGGUUGGCAAGGAGAGCGACAAAUAUAGCGCAGACAAUGAGCAGCAGGAGCACGACGUUGCUCCGUCUCGCUCCACUUCGACAGCAGCACCAGCAAGGCUCUCGAGACCGGUCUCGCUGAUUUACCCGUCCCCCACCUUUGCAUACGGGACCAACUCCUCCUCCCACGACUCAGUGCCCCACUCCACCUCACCAAACGGAAAUGCUCACAGUCCUGGUGGCAGCUCGAGACCUUCCAAGCAUCAUCACGCUCGCUCCAAGUCCGUCAGUCUGAGUCCUGUCAUUGGGCCAGCUGUGUUUGGACUGGGACCUACUGGCCAUUACGGAGGUAGUUCAGGAAACAACAUGGUCCGCGAAGGCAACCUUUCACCCAACGGAUUUGGCGCAAGCGCGAGUAUGAGGAGGACGCCCUCUCCACUAUCUGGAAGUGCGAGCCAAAGUGCCAGAGCCUCGGGCGAGUCAAAGAGAUCACCAGUGUGGGGAUCGCAGCCUAGUCAAGUCGCAGAGUCGCCUUCGGCUUCAGCUUCCGAUUUUUCGAGGGGCAGCAACUCGGCCAGUACAUCAAAUGCGGAGCGUGGGUUGAGGAUGUAUCUAGGCGAGGCAGAUAAGCCUGCGAAACACACCGCUGGCGAAGGAGUAUCUACGGUAGGGCGGGGUCAGGCUCAAAGCCUGGCUCACGGAAGAUCACAGUCACCAGCGAGUGGAUCGUCAACAAUGUCUCCCCGUCUGCAGCCUAUGGGCACAGCUGUCGAUGGUAGAGCCCAAGUAUCGGCAUCGACCGCUGGGGCCAGCGCUGAUGCCGUUCUGAGCAAAAAGGGCUCUCUCGAGGAUUUGAGAAGCAGUCCGGUGCUCCAAAAUCUGCGCUCUACGACGCCGAUCCCUCGCGCGGCUUCACCGCGUCUCGGCGCUCCACCAGGAUCUGCUCCCGCCGCAGCUUCGCCAAUUCUCGCCGCUCGAUCCUCGAAUGCGUUGUCCGAUCCCUCAGCGGUGGAUGCACACGCUUUCGACUCGGUGUGGCCAAGUUCUUCGAGAACCCAGGCAGACCCUGCGCUAAGCGCCGCGAUAGAUGGAAUACCGAUCCCCGGAAUGGAGCCUAAAUCUAGAAGUCGUCGUAUUAGUGGCUCGACGAGCUCUUUGCGGCAGAGCAGCUCCGGUCCAGCGUCGAGUCCCGCAGUCAGCCCUACCCAACCUGCUUCACCGCUGCGGAGCCGCAUGUCACGCUCCCCGUCUGGAAGACACGAGCUUCGAGGUUCAGCGUCUUCGCCGCUUCUGGGACCAUCGAGGCGAUCUCCAUCGCCAGCUCUCGCUGCGUCUCCUGGUUCCUCCACGGGCGCCCAUGAUAUCAACCAUCAAGGGCUCGCGCAUCCACCUACGCUCUCCUUUGGCAGGCACAUCAGGUCCAAUUCGGGAUCCUCGGGCGGUCACCUCGCAUUAGCGUCGAGCCCAACACAAGCGUCCAGCUUUCCUGCAGAUGGCCGUGUACAUCGAAGUAGCUCGAGUCCCAGCUUUGGAUCGACACCUCCAGUGCCUUUCGCAUUGAAUGGCUUAGCUACUCCUCCUAGUCCGCCACCUCCACUCACCUCAUCUAGACCUGGUCAAAGAACCGCACUAGAAGCGCUUGCGAGUCAUGCGCACUUAAGGAGAUCCAGCUCCGGGUCUUCAAAGGGCGCUGCAGAUGGCCUAGGAGACAGCAGCGAUGGGCGCUCACACACGGCAACAGACCGGCUCGCCAUGCUGCGAUCGGCGAGUGCGGAUGAAGCAUCCGCAAAUGCCGCAUCCGUGCCAGGCGAAACGAGACAUCGCUCUGCCUCUCCCGCCGGCAUUUUGGGCCGAAGCAAUGGGACGACCGCUGGUGACGAGGGGGGCGCCCCGAUGUUGAGGAGAUUUUCUUCAGAUCAACUUCACGGGUUCAACAGUCAAACGAGUGGGGCAGGCUUGACCUCGCCCUUCGUACCUCACGCCCCCUUGCCGCUUCGCGCAAGAUCUCCUGGGAUCAGUCUCGGUAUGCCCUCCGGACAUCACAGCCCCUUCACGCCAUCUUCCCCUCUCUCAUCACCUUUCCAUGCGCCAUUGCCCUCCCGGACACCACCUCCGCACCUCGAUGCAGGUCUGAGCGAGAGCCCGCCAAAGGUGCGGUCCUUCAUUGGUAUGCCACCUCGAUCGGGCUACGAUCUUUCCGACGAUCCCGACGACGUUGGAUCGGAGGAUGGAAGUACGGGCAGCAGCAGAGCCGGGAGCAUACACGAGGCAGACAAUGAUAAUGAGAGCGAAGGAGAGGGCGAAGGUGAGGGGGAUGGCGACACAGGGAGUGAGCAGGGCACCGACAGACGCGGAGCAGAUCAGGAUCUCAACGACGCUGAAGAACGUGACGUAAUUGGAGACUCGCAGAACGGUGGCUCUGAUGGUGUUUCAGGGGCUGAUGCACCGCCUCUGGGCAGUGCAGCUCGACCUCAUUUGCCCAAACGUCCGAGCUUGACAAGGGCUGCAAUUGUUCCGCCAAUUGCUGCGCAUGCAGGACUUGCGGCGCACCAUCAAUUUCCGAUGGAAGACACCCAUACGUCCGCUGCUGCAAACGGCUUUCCGGCCGAUGGACCAGCCGGGGCACUCGGAUUUUUCAACGAUGACGACACUGGCAAGAUGCCCGGCAAUCACUCACACUUGGGUCUCCAAUGGUCACCGGGUCCUGUACUUGCUGGUCAAUCAGCAGGCUCUGGCGGAGGAUCAAUGCCCCCACCUUUUGGUCCGACAGCGCUUGGACCCGAAGGACCAGGCGGAAUCAUCGAUGCCGUGGAUCCCAGCCUCAUCGUGGGUGGUUCGUCGCAACAGUUGGGCAACGAAUCUCAAGACCAGGAUGUGGACAUGGGUACGAGCGGAUCAAAUGCGAACCCAGAACAGAAUAUCAUAGAAGAGAGUCUGAGCACCCUCGAGCGUCUGUUCUUGUUUGCUAAGAGCGAAAUGACCUUUCACCGAGUGCUCGUUGCCCGAUCGCUCGCAGACUGGAUUUUUGAGAUCGAUCUCAGCGAUGCGGUCGAGUAUGUCAUCCCUCUACUGAACGGCCUUGGCACCGACGAGCUCGAGGUGUGCACUGUGUUCACUCCAGAGCUGCACCGAUUGAUGUGGUUCUUCUUUCGAAACUGCCCCCUCGUGCAGAACGCCAAGGCGGACGCUGAGCAGAAAGACCAAGUGCCGGGUGCGGCCACAGAUGCAGACAACGACGAGGAAAUAGCCGAUAGACCAAAGCUCUCUGUGGAAGCUUUCACACCGCUGCUGUGUGCCCUAUUGCUCAAUUCCAACACCUCAGUAGCCGGAGCCGCGCAGCUUUCCUUGGUGCAGCUCUUUGCGCGCCUCGAUCACGUCGCGUUGCGAGGUCCUGCAGGCGACACGAUGGAGAACCUCUCCGUUUCGAAUGAGUGGAGCCAGGACUCUGCACUUGUGCCCGACGCAUCGGGGCGCGAAGGCGAAAGAGUGCCUCUGCGCGCGUACGAUUUCGACUCGCAAGCGCGGCAGAUGGUGAAAGCGGAAUUGCUGGAGAAUGUCGCCUUUGCAAUUGGCAAGCUCAAUGCACAGGACUCGACGCUGAGGACUGGCGACCAAUCGACACAUGCGCAAGGCGUCAGCCCCUCUGAAAAGUCUAGCACUCCCAAAAUGAGCGACUCUAAACCAUUGAACGGCGAGUACGUCGAUCAUGAGAAGACGCUUUCGGUUGGUGAUGCCGACUCGCGAGUCUCGGACCAACCAGCACCAGAGGUCCCUUCAUUUGAGAUGGAUUGUGAAGCCGAUGAGGAUUUGCAGGACAGCACGUCUGGCGAUGGGUCGCGCGGCAACACUGAUGAAACGACUUUCCAGCGGAGCUCGCCAGCCUUGAGCGCUUCCGAUAAUCCCGAUAGAGAGGAAGAAGCCGCUGUUGGGCGAAUGGCGUCUGUCAGCCUACUGGCUGCACUUUCUGCGGAAGGACUAUUGGACGUCGAAACGCUCGAAACUCGCGUCGUGCCCGAGGUCGUUCGACUACAAAGUGAUGGAGCUUUCUUUGUCAGGAAGGAAGUCGCAAUCGCUGUUGGUUCCUUGGCGAAGCACGUGAAUUCUUCAGUGGUGGUCAAAAGUCUACUGCCAGCAUUUGAGCGAUUUGUUCAAGACGACAUUUGGCACGUUCGACAAGCAGUAUGUUUGUCGAUCCCAGCCAUCUUCACCCAUUUGGACGCAGAGACCAAACGUAGUCGCCUUCUGAACGCGCUCGGGAUCUUCACGCAGGACGUCUCGCGGAACGUGCGCUCUGUAGCAUUUGAGAUCAUUGGUGAAGCCAUCUACCUGUUCCACAAGGAUCCGCUUGGCGUGCCUGAGCCUCUUAUCAGGCACUUUCUGGGCGAACCUUUCGAGGAAGCGCAAAGUGCGGACGAUCAUCCCAGCGAUCCAUUCAGCAUGGAGAUGGAUCAAUCCGGAUAUCCCUCGUCCGAUUUGGGCAAAGUGCAGGCGGAAGAAACGCAGCAAGACAACUGGUCGGAUGAUGACAUGAUGAACGGCUAUAGCUCCGAACGCUGGCUGGAGGAGAUGAUUGGAGGUCCCAGCGGAGCCGCAAAAGCCGUUGAUGCCGCGAGACAACACGUCAUGGCCUACAACUUUCCUGCUGUCGUCUUGACACUGGGACAAGAGCGUUGGCCAAAGCUACGCGCUGCUCAUCGAGAUCUGUUCUUGGCAUCCGGUACUAGCCAAGCGCAGUGUAGCCUCGCUGCAUCCUUGCACGAGAUUGCCAAAGUGAUUGGACCCGAAGCAGCCAGCGAGGAUCUGGUCGAACUUUUUGAGUACUCCAUGUGGACUACAGAAGCCGAUGUUGAGCUCAAGAGCGCCGCAGUAGAGCAUAUGGACGAGUUUCUGCAGGCUUUGCCAACAGAUGCUGCCCAAAAGCAGCUGACCAUGCUGACCGCACUCUGGUCCUCGCAUUUCGAACGCGAUUGGAGGCUCAGGGAAAGGCUGGCGCAGCAUAUCUCAGCUCUGGCUAGGCACCAUCUGCUAGACGACGAAAGCGGCGACCUGGUCACGCUCAUGCAGCUAGCACUCAGUGAUCCCGUCAGCGCAGUACGAGACGCUGCAGUCCUAUCCGUUCCGACACUGUAUACCACUUUUGCGGAGCAUGAUCAAACAGUCGCGGAUGGCUUCUUGGCCAUUGUCGCAGAUAUGGGCAUGGCCGACCGGUAUCGCAAGAGGUUGGCAUGCGUCCUCGCCAUGCACGCGCUCUUCGGCGCUGGCAUCGAGAGGUCGUCCGUCGAGCUCUCGCUCAUCGAACGAAUGGUCGAGCUGGCUCGUGACACUGUGGUGGAUGUGCGAAUUGCACUUUCUAGAGCAGUCGCUCUUGCAUGCAAGCGAGAUGAGCUGUACGCCUCGCCACAGUCACGAUCGCCGGCCGUCAAUGAAGUCUUAGCACUCUUAUAUCGAGACGCAAGCGCCGAAGUGCGAGAACCGAUGCACGACUUGCUGGAUGAAGAGCAGGCGCAAGUAUUGCCAGAAGUCCAACCCGUUCAGGUCCAUGCUCGGCGAGAUCUGACAUUGGGUCCUGCCGACGGAGGUCCGCAUCGUCCGCCGAGAUACACAAGCUGGGAGAGCAGCUCGCCAGAUGCCCUCGCUUCCCAACCGUCGCCCCAGCAAGGAAUAGCGAUCGCAGAUUUUCCCAUGAUCGACGCUGCCAGAGAUCCUGACGACAGUGCUGAUCCGGAUGUCAGCAUGUUCGACGAUGGUGCAGACGACGACAAUGAUGAAGAGGAGCAGAGCACGUCCGCGAUCAGUCGGGGCGAAAGCGUUCACGACUUGUUGGACGCUCCUCACCAUCUUCUCAACGUGUCUGGACCCGAUUCGCCCGAGCGACGGCGCAUUCAGCUGAAAGACGACGGACCUCAAGAAGAAGACGUGCAGCGGCAUGGGCAACGGGACGGCUGGCUGACUUCGCCUGAGCGAAUGCAGCCAAACGGAGGCACAGCGACUCAGGGCGGCGGCAUUCAGAGCGCUGACCCUUUUCUAUCAUACGUAGCCGACCGUCACCAAGGUGGUACGCACGAGGAGGACGCCAGACGAGACGACGACACUCAGGGAGGCAGCGCGUCGGAGCAGCGCGACGAGGACGCUUCUGUGUCCGGCACCAGCUAA
Molecule: messenger RNA, 6255 nt
Organism: Ceraceosorus guamensis
Lineage: Eukaryota; Fungi; Basidiomycota; Exobasidiomycetes; Ceraceosorales; Ceraceosoraceae
Product: ARM repeat-containing protein
Exons: 5
Coding region: 1-6255 (2084 amino acids)
Biological process (GO): protein dephosphorylation
Molecular function (GO): protein phosphatase regulator activity
Source: RefSeq, a predicted model, not a curated record